This is a messenger RNA of Diaporthe batatas, 1314 nucleotides long. RefSeq lists its product as uncharacterized. Lineage: Eukaryota; Fungi; Ascomycota; Sordariomycetes; Diaporthales; Diaporthaceae. The coding region runs from base 1 to 1314 and encodes 437 amino acids. The transcript has 4 exons. The record is from RefSeq and is a predicted model, not a curated record.
AUGAUGAACAGUUUGAGCCUAGGAGCCGUGCUGGCCGCGGCAUCUCUCAUCACACAUUGCCUCGCUGCGCAGUCGACAUUCCUUGCGCCAACACAGUCCGUCGCCUUCGCGCUGAGCAUCCCGGACGAUCCCAGCAAUGAAGACAUCUACUUCAGCAUUGCAAUGGCCCGCGGGCUCAGCUGGGCGGCCGUCGGAAUGGGCGCACACAAGAUGCCCGGGACCCUCGUUUUCAUGAUCUACCCUUCGGCAUCCGAGAACAACAUCACCUUCUCGCCGCGGCUCGCAACCGACCACACGGAGCCAGAGUACCACCCCGCCCUGGACUACGAGACACUGGCAAACGCCACAGGCCUGGUCAACGACUCCACGUACAUAUACAGCGCCGUAUGCCACAACUGCCGCACCUGGCGUGGGGGCUCUCUCGAUGUGAACAGCACCUCGGAGCGCUUCAUCUUCGCCACGGGGCCCGGUGGGACCGCAGGCAGCGACAGCGACCAGGCCUCUGUGAAGCUGCACUACGAGCACGGUGCCUUCACCAUGGACCUGCAGCAUGCCACCGGGCCUGUCCGCCCCGCCGUGCUGAAUGCAGUCACCGCCGACGACAAUGACGGGUCCCAGCUGGUCGGUGAGCCCGUCCAGGGGAUGAACGACUGGGUGGCUGUGAUCCACGCCGUGUUCAUGAUCGGCUGUUUUGUCGGGCUGAUGCCCCUCGGCAUGUUGAUGGUGCGGCUGGGCGGCUGGGUACGAUUGCAUGGUUUCAACCAGGCCGUCGCCAUGAUCGGCGUGGUUGUUGGCCUGGGGCUGGGAAUCAAGACCGGCACGCUUUACAACAGGACCAAGAACUUCAACACAGCCCACCAGGCCAUCGGCAUCGUCGUUUUCAUCUUCAUCCUGGCCCAGUUCGCGCUGGGCGUCGUGCACCACCGCGAGUUCAAGAAGACCCAGAAGCCCACCAAGUUUGCCCCCGUCCACGUCUGGCUGGGCAGGGCAACCAUCAUUCUGGGGAUAGUCAACGGCUUCCUCGGAUUCCCACUUGCUCUUUCUCCGCGGCACAACUAUACGCUGCUUGGCCUCGUCAUCGCCAUCUCCUCGGUCAUUCUCGUUCUGCUUUCCAUGAAGCUGGUGUUCAUGAGACGGCGGCAGCGCCGUGAGGAGGAGAGACGCAUGGAAGGGCCUACGGGGUAUCAGGCCGAGCCUUGGAUGGCACCUGGCCUGCACCAGCACAACGACACGGGCUCCUUUGAGAUGGGGUCUCUGAGGAAGAGCGGCAGCACCACGGUUGUCGAGGCCAGGCCUCCGCCGGCGUAUGCAUAG